AUGCGAGGUGCGUCGCCCCUCGCCGCGCGCACCGCACCCACUCUACCCGCCCAUCACCGCCCCGCUCCCCCCAACCACGCGUGCGUGCUUCGCCAGGACUCGACGCUACGAGUCGAAGCGCGAAAAGCGAAGCGCGUGGAGAUCGCUGGCCGUGGGCCCGCCAUGAGUCGGUCGCGCGCGGCGGCAGUGGCGUUGGCCAAGUGGGCAGUGGCGGCAAGAGCGUCCGUGAAAGGCGGGUUGGCAAACCUUGUCACCAAAACCCCCCCUUCCCGCACCAAGCGUGGGAUGACGGCGCUGGGUGCUGCCAUCGCAUGCCCAUGCACCAAACCCGACCUCGCACCUUCCUCUACCCUCCUUUCCCUCCCUCCUCCCCCUUCCUCUCCCCCCACUCUCUCUUUCCUUUCCCCCUUCUCUCCCGCUCCCUUCACCCCCUUUACUCCUCUUUUCACCCUCCUGUCCCCCUCCUGUCCCCCUCCUGUCCCACUCCUAUCCACCUCCCUCCCGUCCCUCUCGUCUCCCUUUGCUUCCCUCUCCUUUCCCUUUCUUUUGCCCUCAUUUCGGCCGCCCCUUCCUAACGCCCUCCUCUUUCCUUCUUUCGCAUCCUAUCACUCUCCUUUCCUCUCCACUUCCCCCCUUUUCUCCCUCCGUUCCCCCUUCUUUCCCCCUCCCCUCCUUGCCCCCUCCUUCAUCUUCUAUUUCCUCCAUUUCCCCUCCUUUCCCCUUCCUGUCACCCUCCUAUCCACCUCCCGUCCCCCUAUUUUCUUCUCAUUUCCCCCUCCACGCCCCCUGCUUUCCUUCUCCUGUUCCCCUCCUGUCCCCCUCCGUCCAACCACCUUCCCCUCAGUUCCCCAUCUUCCUCCAAACCCCCUCCUAUUCGCCUGCCUGUCCCCUGCUUUCACUUCUCACUACUUCUUUUCCUCCAUUCCCUCUCCCCUCCCCCUCCCAUUCCCCCGUCCACUCCCCUCAUUCCCCUUCCCCCCUCGUUUUACGCUCCUUCCGCCUCAUUUACCCUGCCCACUUCAAUCCUUUUCCUAUUCCACUGCCCUUCUCCUCCGUUCACGCUCACUUUCUUCUUUCCCCCUUCCCCCCUUUCCCACUCCUUUCCCCAUCCUGUACCCCCUCCUUUCCCACUCCUUUCCCCAUCCUUUCCCCAUCCUUUCCCCCUCCUUCCACCCUCCUUUCCCCCCCCUUUCCCCCUGCCGUGCCCCGUCUGUCGCCCUCCUCCACCCGUGCUGCCCCCCGCCUGCCGCACGCCUUCUCCCGGGUGCGUGCUUGGGGCAGGCAGAGGGGGCUGCAGGCGCCAGGGAGCAGCGCCAUGCAGGGGAGGCCAUGGGCGGCCAUGCACGCAGGCGUGGGCUCAACGGGGCUCUCCACUCGCCCUGCCUCCACACGCGCUGCUCAUCCGCCCCUCCUCCCCGCCUGCUGCCCUCUCCUCCCCCCCCUUUUGCUCCUCGCCACACCCCUCCCCGCGCUGCGCCAUCCACUCGCCCACCUCACCCUCCACCUCAACGGCUUGCCUGA
Messenger RNA from Closterium sp. Naga37s-1, 1521 nucleotides. NCBI's taxonomy places the organism in Eukaryota, Viridiplantae, Streptophyta, Zygnematophyceae, Desmidiales, Closteriaceae. The record is from the annotation of a GenBank genome assembly.